CGGAACGUACCAUUUUGCCAACAUACUGGGAAGGAUUUUGUUGUGACAGCGGAGUACCAACCCGGCGCGGAAACGGUUUUAUUCAUCUCGCAUCAGCCAUGGCCUUCAGCAAAGGGUACCGCAUUUACCACAAGCUGGACCCGCCACCUUACAGUGUCAUAGUGGAAACCAGGACCAGGGAUGAGUGCCUCAUGUUUGAAUCCGGAGCUGUUGCCGUUCUGUCGGCAGCAGAAAAGGAGGCCAUUAAGAGUACGUACAGUAAAAUUUUCGAUGCCUAUGGARUUCUUGGUGUCCUCCGCCUAAAUCUGGGUGACUCCAUGCUCCACAGCCUCGUGGUUGUAACGGGGUGCAGCUCUGUGGGCAAGGUGCAGGACUCGGAGGUUUUCAGGGUAACGCAGACAGACUUUAUAUCGCUGAAGAAUGAUGCAGGGGAUGAGGAUCGGAUCGCUGAGGUGCGCAAGGUCCUAAACUCGGGACACUUCUACUUUGCCUGGUCUGCCACUGGAGUCAGCAUGGACCUGAGUCUGAACGCACAUCGCAGGAUCCUGGAAGACACWACAGACAACCGCUUCUUCUGGAACCAGUCCCUGCACCUGCACCUGAAACAUUACGGCGUGAACUGCGAYGACUGGCUGCUGAGGCUGAUGUGUGGCGGCGUGGAGAUCAGGACCAUCUACGCGGGCCACAAACAGGCCAAGGCGUGCAUCUUCUCYCGCCUCAGCUCGGAGCGAGCCGGCACGCGCUUUAACGUCCGGGGGACAAACGACGACGGGCAGGUGGCCAACUUUGUGGAAACCGAGCAGGUUAUUUUCCUGGAAGACAAAGUCUCAUCCUUCAUCCAGAUCCGAGGCUCCAUUCCACUUUUCUGGGAACAACCAGGAAUCCAGGUUGGUUCUCAUCGUGUGAAACUGUCGAGGGGAUUUGAGGCAAAUGCACCAGCUUUUGAAAGACACUUCGCUGCUUUGAGGAGGUUGUAUGGAAAGCAGGUAAUUAUCAACCUGCUUGGUAGUAAGGAAGGGGAACACAUGCUCAGCAAAGCUUUUCAGAGUCACCUAAAGGCAUCAGAGCACGCAAACGCAGUGAAGAUGAUUAACUUUGACUACCAUCAAAAUGUAAGAGGCGGUAAGGCCGAUAAACUCCACAGUGUCCUGAAACCCCAGCUCAGCAAAUUCGUAGAUGAGUGCGGAUUCUUCUACUACUCUGGUGAAACGGGUAUUGUGAGGACUCAGGGAGGGACCAUGAGGACGAACUGUCUGGACUGUUUGGACAGAACUAACAGCGUUCAAGCCUUUUUUGCUCUUGAGAUGCUGCCCAACCAGUUGGAACAAAUGGGUCUGACAGAGAAGCCGCAGCUGGUGGCCAGGUUUCAGGAGGUUUUUAGGACCAUGUGGUCUAUGAAUGGUGACUCGGUCAGUAAGAUCUAUGCAGGCACCGGUGCCCUGGAUGGCAAAGCUAAGGCUGGGAAGCUCAAAGAUGGAGCUCGUUCUGUGACACGAACCAUCCAAAACAACUUCUUYGACACUUCCAAGCAGGAGGCUAUAGACAUCUUGAGGCUGGGCUCCACACUUAACAGUGAUUUGGCAGACAAAGCUCGGGCCUUGCUCACCACUUCUAGUCUUUAUGUCACUGAGCCUGUCUUACAAUCAGCCUCUCCAAGAGUAUUGCUGGGAAUGUGUCAGAGCUACCACAAAUACACAAGGCCCAAGAAAAUCCGAGUGUGUGUCGGCACCUGGAAUGUCAACGGGGGUAAACAGUUUCGCAGCAUCGCGUUUCGGAACCAAACGCUGAACGACUGGCUGCUGGACGCUCCUAAAAAGGCAGGCCUUCCCGAGUUCCAGGACAGCAAAGCCAACCCCGUAGAUAUCUUCGCCAUUGGUUUUGAAGAAAUGGUUGAACUGAAUGCUGGUAACAUCGUCAGUGCCAGCACUACAAACCAGAAACUCUGGGCCGCUGAGCUCCAAAAGAAUAUUUCGAGGGACCACAAAUACGUUCUGCUCGCUUCCGAGCAGCUUGUCGGAGUCUGUCUGUUUGUCUUCAUUCGCCCACAACACGCACCUUUCAUCAGGGAUGUCGCCGUUGACACGGUGAAAACUGGAAUGGGCGGAGCCACGGGUAAUAAAGGAGGCGUCGCCAUCCGUUUGUUGUUCCACACCACCAGUAUCUGCUUCCUCUGCUCCCACUUUGCUGCCGGCCAGUCACAGGUCAAAGAGAGAAACGAUGACUACAACGAGAUCACUCGCAGACUAAGCUUCCCCAUGGGUCGUCUGCUGUACGCGCAUGAUUAUGUGUUCUGGUGUGGAGACUUCAACUAUCGAAUCAACUUACCCAAUGAGGAAGUGAAAGACCUCAUCAAGCAGCAGAACUGGGAUUCGUUGACAGCUGGGGAUCAAUUGGUAGAACAAAAGAAUGCUGGAAUGGUCUUUCGAGGUUUCAUCGAGGGACAGUUAGAUUUCGCCCCCACGUAUAAAUACGACCUCUUCUCAGAAGAUUACGACACCAGUGAGAAGUGCCGCACACCGGCCUGGACUGACCGCAUACUUUGGAAAAGGAGAAAGUGGAACUUUAACAGGACAGCUGAGGCGAUGAAUGUUGUUGGUGGCACCUCUGCAUCAGGGGAGAAUGAGGAUGACCCAGAGUACACCUGGAACCCUGGUUCUUUGAAGUACUAUGGCAGGGCUGAGCUCAAGACCUCAGACCACAGGCCUGUGGUGGCAGUAAUAGAUGUGGACAUCCUGGAGGUGGACCCAGAGGCACGGCACCAGGUCUACAAAGAUGUCAUCGCCCGACAGGGGCCACCAGAUGGCACCAUCCUGGUGUCUCUCUGCACCUCUGGGCCGGAUGACUACUUUAGUGAUGAACUCAUAGAUGAGCUGCUGGAUAAGUUUACCACUUUUGGAGAGGUCAUCCUCAUCAGGUUUGUUGAAGAAAAAAUGUGGGUGACGUUUUUGGAAGGUUACUCUGCCCUGGCUGCGCUCUCUCUCAGCGGAUCCACAAUCCUUGACAAAUUGAUUGACAUCCGCUUAAAGAGUCCAGGCUGGAUCAAGAGUCUGGAGGAGGAAAUGAGCGUGGAAAGGAUCUGCGGAAGCAUGCCCACGUCAGCCAGCUCCACUCUGCUUGCUGAGGACGUGGACGUGGCUGACGACGAUUACGAUAUGGAAGGUGACGUGGACGACGAGGUGGAGGACAUCCUUCCUCAGCACCUGCAGCCUGGCGCCGGCUCUGCUCCCGGAUCCUCCCCUCUUCCCUCCCCCCGCAGCAGUCCCUGUCCCUCCCCUACCCACGGAGAACCUGCUGUUCCCAGCAGACCCAGUCGUGCACCACAACCCUCUCGRCCAUCGCAAGGGCCUCCUGUUGACUUCCAGCCCGGAGCCCCCACAGCUCAAAGCGUGGAGCCCAAACGAGCUCCUCCUCCUCGCCCCAACGCCCCACCACCCAGACCUGCUCCACCUCAACGCCCACCCCCACCUUCAGGAGGCACGAGUCCUCAGCCGGUUAGAAAGUACUCUGCAGACUGUGGCAAAUGUCCCAGCCCACUGCUUGGUAGGAGAGGCAGUGAAGGCCCAAAAAGUCCCGCUCUUCCUCGACCAGACGGCGCUGCAGGUCGGGGUCAGUCAGCAGCUGGAGCUCCUGGACCUUCCAGACCAAAUAUUCCCCCUCGAGCUGGAGUGAUCAGCGUGACGCCUCAGUCUCGCCCACUGCCUCCGUCUCACCCUGGAGCACCAAGGCCCAUCCCCGAGGUGCACCCCGGGGCCCCUCGACCUAUCCCCGACACCCACCCUGGAGCCCCACGGCCUGUGCCCAGUGCUCAGGCCAAACCACCUGACCUGCCAAUGGGUCCUCCCCCUUCAGGACCCCCUCCUGCAGCCCCCUCUGCUGYGAAACCCCAGGUUCAGUCACCGAUGAAGCCUCAGCCGGCUGCCCCUUCCGUUCAGUCUCAGCUCCCUCCGCCGAUGCAGCCCACACUCCCAGCUCCUCUGCAGCCGCAGCAAGCCGCCGCUCCCCGAGCGCCGACUCCAUCCACUGGAGCCCCCAGCACCCCCACCCCGACUGGGCCUCAGCCCAGCCUGUCUCCUAAACCUCCACCACGCUCCCGCUCCUCUCAUGCUCUACCGCCUGAUGCUGCCAAGGCUGAGACGGCCCCAGCUGCACAGACAAAUGGACUGAAUGGAUUCCUUAAAGAAGCACAACAGAAGCCCGACCCGUUUGACACGCUUACAUCAGACUUCCUGUCCUCAUCCUUCCAACACAGCACCCAGUCACUGAGCAGAGGCUCCUCCCUGCGCUCUCCACCCUCYGUUCCUCCAUUUGCGUUUUCCUCCUCCACCCUCCCCUCAUCCUUGUCCCACCAGUCGUCGCCGUCAUCCGACCGCCCGUUCCCGGACCCGACUUCUUUUCCCUCGCUGCUCCCGCCGCCUCCCGUCCCGUCUCGCAGCCGCUCCCAGGAGACGCUGCGGGCCUCCCCCAGCCCCUUCCUGUCCGAGCUGCUCCCCGCCCGCCCCAGCAGCACCAACCCGUUCACGGGCCCUCUGGUUCCGCAGCAGCAUCAACAGCGGCGCCCGCUCACCCCAGACUUCAGCUGCCAGCCUCAGAUCCCGCCCACACCGGCUCAGCCGCUCAUUCCCAGCCCCGCCCCCGCAGCUGCUCCCGCCUCCCAGCUGGACAGAACCGUGUCUCUGUUCGGAUCCACGUCAAGUCCGAGUCUUUUGCUCCCUCUUGCUCCCACUUUACCCCCGACGCUCCCUUCCUCACUUCCUCCCGCCCUCGCGCCCCGUAGUCACCCACCCCCUUCAGGAGGGAACCAAACGAGGCGGUGGGUCACAUUCGAUGAUGAUUUGAAUUUAAAACCCCCGACCAAAACACAACAGAACCCCUUUUUCCCUUCCACCCCGCUCAAGUCCCAAACCCAGACUCUGCCAUCCCACUCCGUGUUCGACUCGGAGCCAGACUGGUUAUCCUCGGCCGCCGGGGUGUUUCCCACCCUGCCYCCUCCCAUCCCAACUAGAACUGCAACCAUUAACCCAAAUCUCCCAGAGGGACCCAGUAACAACGGCUUUUUCCCCAGGGAGUCGACAGAAAGAUAAUAUCACCCCUCAUCUGCAAGGGGCRUAUUCAUAUAUAUGUAUAGAUCUAUAAUAAAUGUGUAUAUGUCUGUGUGUAUGUACAAAAGAGACAAUAUUUAAGAAGUAUAUCCCUUCAAAAUCACAAAGGAUUUAUAUAUCAAACCACAACAACUUUUUGUUUUAAACCGAGAGGUUUACCUUCUUCCUUGCUAUUAGCUUUUAAAUUUUCAACGUUUCAACAGCAGCAAUUGUGUGCCUGUAUCUACAGUGUGUUGUUCUAUAAAUAUAUAUACAAACAAUAUGUUUAACUACAUGUGCAAUAUCAAGAUAUAACUGUGCUGCAUCUGGCGGUGAGGUAAACCUACGUGGCUUUGCAGUUCCUUCCUGCAGCGACACAGCGGCUCAUAUCCAUCGUUGGUCAUGGAAUUCUCUGAGUGUAAUUUGUUGGUUUUAAUCCGUCAUGGUGUAAUACUGUAUGCAGGUGUAACUUGGCCCUAAAUGUGCUGUUUUCUGCAGCGGUGUGAUUUUUCUGUUUUGAUGUUUGGAUUCUUUUUCAAACUAUGUCUUGAUUUAUUAUAUAUUUUUUAAUGAAUGUAGUUUUAAUUUGCACUGAUGUUUUUGCCUUUAUGUUGACAUCACGGUGUGAGAUUAAAAAGCAACAUGAGGCGAUCCGUCAGCCGCUGGACUGAAUCCAUACCACUUCCAUUUAAUCGUAACACAUUAUGUUUCAGUCAGCGUUAAUUGUCUGUAAGCUGAUACAUUUGACUGACGAUAUUUUGUAGCUCUAAAUUAAAACCUUUACUUAAAAAUGUACAUUUCAUUACAGAAAGUACUGAAUAAGAGGGCUGUUUACUACUUUUCUUCCUCUGUAGUGUCUCCUUUUUUUGAUUUCUCUAAAGCACCAAACUGUGUUAUUUCAACCUCAGAGAAUGUUGUAUUUGUGUGUCUACAUGUACUCAAAGUACAACCAUAGUAUGGCUUGGAUCAGCAAGCAGGACAGCACUUUUUUUUCUUUCGAAACUUUGAUUCUAGGUAAAGGAGGAGCCAUACUUCUCAGUUCUUGUAACRGUUACUCUGCUAUGGCUGUGGUGCGACGUGAUGUGCUGUGUUUGAGGUGCAUACCGUCCAUUGUCGUGUUUGUGUUUGGAUGCGUGCGUGUACAGAUUUUAGAAUUGAACGUUGCAGUUUCUCCCCCUCCCCACCCAAAAAUAAUCUGUUUUGGAUAAAAAAGCAACAUUUCUUAACAGACUGAGCAGCCUGCAACCAUUUAUUUCUCCUAUCAGGGCUGCAGCUGUGUGUGCAUACUGUAYGCAGCCAAACUCAUCAUUACUGAGCACGUAGACUGAACUAAUAGCUCAGAAUCUUUGAAUUCAAACUAUUUAUUCCAGUUGAGUGUUUUUUUUUCUGCUGAGCUUCCCUUAGAUUUUAAUUAUUUGUAUGUGUCAGUAUUUUUGUCCUGCACUACCUGCUUCACUCAUUACCGACUAUGAUGAUGAGCAAUARGUGUGUUAAAGGAUCAGAGAGGAAGCGGCACUUAUCAGCUGUUUCCCUUCCUGUCCUCAGAAAUUAUAUAUUCAGCAGAAGUGUCUGGUAACCAUUUUCAUGAAUCAUAAAAAAAACACAUCAGAUUCWUGAUAGAACCACUUAAGUAUUGCUUCUACGCUCUUUACACGUUUGUAAAAUAAGCAAAAAGUAAUGGACACUGCAAGUAUCAGGCUGGAUCUCUAAAAAAAAAAACAUUUGUUUGUGCAGUAGAUGCUGUAUCAGGUUACUAGCCAGUGCUUUGUCAUGUCACGAUUUUAAAGGUUCAAAAUUGUUUUAUUCUUUUUUUAUUAGAAAUCAAGUUUCUCCAUUUGUGACAUGGAUGUCCCUCCCCUUUACGGCUUUAUUCUGUAGUAAAUAGGAGUCUGUGUUGUGAAUCAUUCUGUAUGUAUUAAAGUGAAAACACAAAGCUGUAAUUCAUGUUAAUAUCUAAUGUUCCAUAGUUUACGUGCAAAGCAAAUGGCRCAUUUAUGUAUGAAGCAGUUUGUGUUGUAUGUAUGCAAAAAUAAACGUWUGUUGACACGA
Messenger RNA from Austrofundulus limnaeus, 7127 nucleotides. It is a transcript of the gene synj1, whose product is annotated as synaptojanin 1. Gene Ontology annotation, molecular function: nucleic acid binding; phosphatidylinositol-4,5-bisphosphate 5-phosphatase activity; SH3 domain binding. Gene Ontology annotation, biological process: phosphatidylinositol dephosphorylation; synaptic vesicle endocytosis. Lineage: Eukaryota; Metazoa; Chordata; Actinopteri; Cyprinodontiformes; Rivulidae. The record is from RefSeq and is a predicted model, not a curated record. Bases 99 to 5081 code for a protein of 1660 amino acids. The transcript has 32 exons.